CUCCCAAGUGGGAAGAAAGUAUUUGAGCACGAUAAACCAUACCGAUUACCUGUUUGCGGAAUUAUCUCACAGAACCCACGUUUUAGAUGUAGUUUCCUGUUCAUUUUCCUUUUCUACUACUUUAUAGUUCCUUGCGAUUUUGCAGUUCAAUAUAGGUCUCAAUGGGUACCUGUUGAUCUUGAGUUACAUUUUGAGAACUUGUUGUAGGGGUUUACUAAUUAGAUUUUCAGUUUCCGACUUUCAGGAGACUAUGAGUUAGUGUCUGGGCUUCGAGCAAACUUCUUAGUUUUCCUUUAUUGAAGGGUACACAGGACAUGGCUCUUGUUAAUAUCUCUCCAUUUCAGUUGAGGACUUCAGGUCUUCUUCAAUCUCGUCCGGAUCCUUUUAAUUGCCUUCCAAUCAGCAGGAGAAAUUCCUUUCCAAAGCCAUUGAUGAUAGAAGCAAGAGCAAACACUCAAAAGGAAAGUGCAAAAGUCCGAAACAGAAGACUACAAACAAAGUUCAAUGGCUCAUCUGUUAGACCAAGACUCUCAGUUUUCUGUUCAGCCAAGCAGUUGUAUGCUAUGUUGGUCGAUGACCAGAACAAGAAGUGCUUGUUUUAUGCAAGCACGUUACAGAAAUCUAUUCGAGAUAAUCCUUCUUGCAGCACCGUCGAAGCAGCCCAAAGAGUUGGUGAAGAACUAGUUAAGGCAUGUGUUAAUCUUAAUAUUAAUGAAAUAUCAUCUUACGACCGCAACGGUUUUGCUCGAGGGGAAAGGAUGAUAGCCUUUGAAAUUGCAAUUUCCUGUCAUGGAUUUUUGCCACGAUAGCCUCCUUUGCAUUCUGGUGCAGCAGUCGUUCAAAACUGAAACUGCAUUUGCACGAUAGGACUCUUUUGCUCCUGGAGAACUGGUUCAAAAAGAAUUUCCUCUUGAUGAGCACUCAAAUGAAUGUUAGCUCAGCACUGAGUUGCUUUUAGUUCUUGUUAUGAGAACUUUUGCAUACUACCAAACAUUAGUCGUGAGCUGCCGAACCUGAUAUAGCUGGUUUGACUUUGUUGACCUUUGAAUGCUUUCAUGCAAGAGACUUUUCACUGUUUGGUAGUCAUUUGGUUAGAUGUUCUUCGUCCAAUAUCUGCAGCAUAUGGAGUGGGAUUAGGGUG
This is a messenger RNA of Telopea speciosissima, 1141 nucleotides long. RefSeq names its product 50S ribosomal protein L18. Gene Ontology annotation, biological process: translation. The record is from RefSeq and is a predicted model, not a curated record. Lineage: Eukaryota; Viridiplantae; Streptophyta; Magnoliopsida; Proteales; Proteaceae. Gene Ontology annotation, cellular component: ribosome. The transcript is spliced from 5 exons. The coding region runs from base 315 to 809 and encodes 164 amino acids. Gene Ontology annotation, molecular function: structural constituent of ribosome; 5S rRNA binding.